Mesorhabditis spiculigera is the source of this 1935-nucleotide messenger RNA. The record is from the annotation of a GenBank genome assembly. NCBI's taxonomy places the organism in Eukaryota, Metazoa, Nematoda, Chromadorea, Rhabditida, Rhabditidae.
AUGAGACCAUUACUGGUGGUGGGGCUGUGGUUCUUGCCACUAUGCCUCAGCUUCUACCUGCCCGGCUUGGCCCCGGUCAACUUUUGUAAAAAGGAAUUCGCCAAGGCCACCUGCCCAAGUAAUGUGACGCUCUACGUCAAUAGACUCGACUCGGAUCGCAGUGUGAUUCCGUAUGAAUACCAUAGCUUCGACUUCUGUGUCGGUUCUGAAGAUGAAUCCCCGGUCGAAAAUCUUGGCCAGGUCCUCUUCGGCGAGCGCAUCAGGCCCAGCAUGUACAAGAUCGGCUUCGAGGAGGACACCAACUGCGCGGCAGUGUGUACCAAAAAGUACGACAACUCGGCCCAAGCCCAGGAUAAGAUGAGGCUGCUGCAGCGGGGGAUGAAGCUGAACUAUCAGCAUCACUGGAUCGUCGACAACAUGCCGGUGACGUUCUGCUUUGUCAACCAGCAGAAUGCUCAGAUCUGCACCACCGGCUUCCCGAUGGGCUGCUACGUCGGCAAGGACGGCAUGCAACACGAUGCCUGCGUUUUGGAUUCCCAUUUCAACCAGCCGGACAACUACUACAUCUUCAACCACAUGGACCUGGAGAUCGAGUACAGGGACAUGAGCAUGGACCCGAAUUUCUUGGAUGAGAAGGUCGGCGGUCGCAUCAUCGCAAUCCGCGUCCAGCCCCGCUCGAUAAAGCACGGCUCGACUCCGGACUGCUCCCCUACCGCCGCGCCGCUGCCACUCAAGGCCGGAAGUGCCAAUGGCGAGAUCACCUACACGUACAGCAUCAAGUGGAAGAAAACCGACAUCAAGUGGUCAUCCCGUUGGGAUUACAUCUUGAACUCGAUGCCGCACACGAACAUCCAGUGGUUCUCCAUCAUGAACUCGUUGGUCAUCGUCUUGUUCCUGUCCGGCAUGGUGGGGAUGAUCUUGAUGCGGACGCUGCACAGGGAUAUUGCUCGGUAUAACGAUGAGGAGGACGCCGCCGAGGAGUUCGGCUGGAAGCUCGUCCACGGUGACGUUUUCCGCUCCCCCAAGAAUGCCAUGUUCCUCUCCGUCUUUGUCGGAUCUGGAGCUCAAGUGUUGAUGUCCGUCUCGAUCACGCUGGUCUUCGCUUGCCUCGGCUUCUUGUCCCCCGCCAACCGCGGCUCGCUGAUGACGUUCGCCAUCUUCUUCUACGUCUUCUUCGGAAUCGCCGCCGGUCUGGUGUCAGCCAGGCUUUACAAGACGUUCAACGGGAUUCACUGGAAGACGAACUUGAUGCUGACCGCGUUCUUCGUACCGAGCAUCGUGUUCGGCGUGUUCUUCUUCACCAACACGCUCCUGUGGGCCAAGGGUUCCUCAGCUGCCGUUCCAUUCGGGACGCUGAUCGCCCUGCUGGCCAUGUGGCUGUUCAUCGCCACCCCGAUGACCUUCCUCGGCGCGUACUUUGGAUUUAAGAAACGUGGCAUUGAACAUCCGGUCCGAACCAACCAGAUUCCUCGUCAGGUCCCCGAACAAACCCUGUACACCAAGCCGCUCCCCGGCAUGCUGAUGGGUGGUAUUCUACCGUUCGGCUGCAUCUUCAUCCAGCUCUUCUUCAUCCUCAACUCCAUCUGGGCCCAUCAAACGUACUACAUGUUCGGCUUCCUGUUCCUCGUCUACGUCAUUUUGAUCAUCACCUGCUCGGAGGCCACGAUCCUGCUUGCGUAUUUCCAUCUUUGUGCUGAGGAUUACCACUGGUGGUGGCGCUCGUUCUUCACCUCAGGCUUCACGGCCGUCUAUCUGUUCGCCUACUGCGUGCACUACUUCACCAGCAAGCUGGUCAUCUCCGGUGUCGUGUCGACGAUCUUGUACUUCUCCUACACCGCCAUCUUCGUCUUCCUGUUCUUCUUGGCCACUGGCACAAUCGGCUUCAUCUCCACCUUCUUCUUCGUCACCAAAAUCUACGGAUCCCUCAAAGUUGAC